Messenger RNA from Hypoxylon fragiforme, 1518 nucleotides. RefSeq names its product malate dehydrogenase. The transcript has 7 exons. Bases 1 to 993 code for a protein of 330 amino acids. Gene Ontology annotation, molecular function: L-malate dehydrogenase (NAD+) activity. The record is from RefSeq and is a predicted model, not a curated record. Gene Ontology annotation, biological process: malate metabolic process; tricarboxylic acid cycle. NCBI's taxonomy places the organism in Eukaryota, Fungi, Ascomycota, Sordariomycetes, Xylariales, Hypoxylaceae. Gene Ontology annotation, cellular component: cytoplasm.
AUGGUCAAGGCUGUUGUUGCUGGCGCCGCGGGCGGUAUUGGACAGCCCCUGUCCCUUCUUCUGAAGCUCUCCCCCCUAGUCGACGAGCUUGCCCUCUAUGAUGUCGUCAACUCCCCCGGUGUUGCUACCGAUCUUUCUCACAUCUCUUCGACUGCUAAAGUCACGGGCUACUUGCCCAAGGACGAAGGUGGAAAGGCCGCCUUCAAGGAUGCCGACAUCAUUGUCAUCCCCGCCGGCAUUCCCCGCAAACCCGGUAUGACCCGUGACGACCUCUUCAACAUCAACGCUGGAAUCGUCAAGGGUUUGAUUGAGAUUGCUGCUGAGGUGGCCCCUAAUGCCUACAUCCUCGUUAUCUCUAACCCUGUCAACUCAACUGUACCUAUCGCCGCCGAGGUCCUCAAGGCUAAGGGUGUCUUUAACCCCCAGAAGCUGUUUGGUGUCACCACCCUCGACAUCGUCCGUGCCGAGACCUUUGUUGCCGAGAUCGCCGGCAAGAAGACCGGUUCCGAGCUGACUGUUCCCGUCAUUGGUGGCCACUCUGGCGAGACCAUCGUCCCCCUUUUCAGCAAGAUCAGCUCUGGCGUAACGAUCCCGGAUGACAAGUACGAUGCUCUUGUCAACCGUGUCCAAUUUGGUGGUGACGAGGUCGUUAAGGCCAAGGAUGGCGCUGGUUCAGCCACCUUGUCCAUGGCUUUUGCUGGAUUCCGUUUUGCGGAGAAGGUGUUGAAGGCUGCUAAGGGUGAGAAGGGUCUUGUUGAGCCUAGCUUCGUCUACCUUCAUGGUGUUCCAGGCGGUGAAGAGAUUGCUAAGGCAACUGGCUUGGACUUCUUCUCCGUCCCUAUCGAACUUGGGCCCAAUGGUGCUGAGAAAGCCACCAACCCCCUGGCUGGCAUUACCGAGAAGGAGAAGUCUUUAGUGGAAGUGGCCAUCAAGGGCCUCAAGGACAACAUCGAGAAGGGUGUCACCUUUGCUCACAACCCUCCUCAAAAGUAACUAUCCCCUUGAUUCAUUCUAGAUGACUUGGCCGGCUCGUGGAGCGGCCGGCAUGCCUGUUAUGCGAUAUGAUUUACCACAAAACACUCUGCCCGUGGUUCGGCAUGGUUGAUAGGGAAAGUCAGAAUGAGCAUUUGCGCUGAUGAAUAAGACCGAGUGACUGAUCCAAUCUGCUUGCAUAGGUUGUAAAAAAGUGACGUGACCACACCCGACUAUAGCAAUUCAUUCCCAUUCGUGUUCAACCAAUAGUUCACUUCGAAGUCUGGAGGCAUCUCGAGGGAAGUAAUGUCGGUAGAAUGGCUGACUGGCAGGCUGGCUUGGAAAGGGACUUUUUUUAUACGCUGGGAAGGCUUCUGCUGAUGAACUGUGAUGGAUAGGGGUAUAUUUAAGCUUAGGCGACAUCGCCGCGAGGUGGGAAGAUCGUCAAGCAAAUAUCUGUAGAUACCACCAGCAACAUAACCAUACCAGUACCCCCCCUCGGCCUAAAACAAAACAAGAACGCCGUCACUUCCAAAUGCCCCCCCC